UGAUAUUUUCACCGAAGCACACCGAAGCUGGUUCAGUGGGCGGAGUCACAGCCUCCCCACCAUUUCACUUAGUCACAACUGCCGAGAAUAAGACAUUUUUACUUUCGUUUUUGCCUCGCAAGUAGUUUUAUUUGGCCAAACAUACGAUUCCUUUUCAGUGGGCUCCUAAAAACCACUGAAGGUGAAAUCAUGAAGAUAAUACUUGGAGUUCUCGUCGGGCUGCUCUGUGUCCUCCCUUCAAAAGCGAAAGAAUCUGCACCCAAGGUGCAGUUCUACAGCAGAGACCCAGGAUAUGUGGGGAAAGAAAACACCCUCAUCUGUCAUGUGAGUGGCUUCCACCCACCAGAACUCUCCAUUAAAGUGCUCAGAAAUGGAUUUGAGCUCCCCGAAUCCAAACAGAGUGACCUGGCCUUUGAGGAGAACUGGCACUAUCACCUAACAAAACACGUGCCUUUCACCCCAUCUCCAAGCGACACUUACACCUGCAUUGUGACUCACCUUGGAACACCCAAGGAAUACACCUGGGAAACAGAUAUGUAAUCUCCAGCUUGCUCCAGGUCUGCUCAGUCCAAGCGACAUGAAGAAGAUUUGUCUAUAAUCUUGUUUCGUCAUCAAAUGAGAGUGUGCCUGCAUCAGCUGUGUUUUUGUAUCAGAAAUGCAAAAUGGCAAUGAAGCUCCUUUAAGUAAUUCUUGAUUUGAAAGGAAGCAGCAAGCCAUGACCAAUCCUGGAUAGUAUGUUAGGGAUAAUAUGCAGUGAGCCGUUCAUUAAAUUGAAAAGAAACCUCGCUCAAUGACCGGCUCGCUGCAUAUUAUCGUCCUUAUUACACGGCUACUUGCUCAAUGAAUAAUUUGACAUAACAUAUUGAUUCAAACUUGACUUAAUGUGAUUAGCAACAUAACUUAAAAUGACUGUAGCACUUAUCGAGGUUUUUCUGCCUCGUAACGGUUCAGAUCUGGUAAAAUGUUCUUGUUCAGAGCAUCCUUAGCAAUGUUCUGUUAUAAAGAAAGGAAGAACCGCUAAACACCCAAAUUGACCAAUCGGAAUUACGUAUUUUACUGAGCCGUACUUUCACAAUAAAUAAGGUAGAGGGGAAAUGAUCUCAGAGGAAACUAUUUACACUGAUUAUUGGAGAUGCACAAGCCUUCCUGUGUGUGUUUGAUGCUUGCUAUAAGGGCUUAAAAAAAUUCUCAUGGUAUCUCAUGAAUUAUCUGGUGCACUUUUUAUUUUGUGAAGUGUAAGUAGUGAUUACUCUUUCUUGAGUUUACAACAGCGUGUGUCUUUAUUAUAAGUACAAAACAAUGCAUGAUCCUUUAUUUUCCAUGUUCGUGUAGCUAAAGUAAAUGUCAGUUUGACAUACAGCUCUGGAAAAAAUGAAGAGACAACUCCAAAUGUUUCUUUAAUCUCAGGCUCAACAUGUAUGGCAGCCAUUCCACUGUCUGUUGAAUUCCAACACAGAGAAAUGAUGUCAGUAGUUUAUAGAAUACAAUAAACAAAAAAUAAUAAUAAUUGAACUCAAAGACACACCUAUAAAUAGUAAAACCAGAGAAACUGAUUAGGCUGCUGUUGUCUUUUAAUCUUUUCCAGUGCUGUAAUUCACUUGUUCCUCUGUAAAUGUAUAUUAUACAAUAUGGUUGAUUUAAUAAAAAUGUCCAUGAUAUUUGAA
Messenger RNA from Eleginops maclovinus (Patagonian blennie), 1664 nucleotides. RefSeq names its product beta-2-microglobulin-like. NCBI's taxonomy places the organism in Eukaryota, Metazoa, Chordata, Actinopteri, Perciformes, Eleginopidae. Bases 190 to 540 code for a protein of 116 amino acids. The transcript has 4 exons. The record is from RefSeq and is a predicted model, not a curated record.